UGUGUGGACAUAAGUUUUCAACUCAUAUGUCUAUUUUCAUAAGAAACCGUCAAACUCUCUUCCAAAGUGGCUGCACCGUUUUGCAUUCCCACCAGCCAUGAACAAGACUUCCUGUGGCUCCACAGCCUUGCCAGCAUUUGGUGUUGUCAAUGUUUUAGACUUCUGCAAUUCUAAUAGGUGUGUGGUGGCAUUUCAUUGUUGAUUUAGUUUCCAAAACUCUUUCCUGAUUGUGCCUAUAUAUUUUUGGGGGGGAGGUGAGGAGGGACUCCCAUCUCGAAUGUUAGAAUCUUCCCAAAUGUUUGAUGAUCCUGGGCUAUCUGCUCUCGAGUAAGCAGUAACAGGGUUAAGCAAUCACCAAAAGCUCUCAACACGUGGGUGGAGAUGGUCAACUCUGUGCUUGUACUGAGGAGUGCUAGUAGCGAGUCUGGAUUCUGAACACGGAGCUCCCCGUUCCACCCAUCACCCAAGGCCAAGUGGAUGAGAACACGGAUUCACUUCAGGGGCAGAUGCCUAAUACCAGGAACGAGGCCUGGAGAUGUCACGAGGACUGGGGUCAUCUGUCCUGACCCUUGAGUGCAGUUUCCCAGUGAGCUUCACCCUUCCCAGGAUCUGUAAUUUCUAAGGCUGGAACACCCACGGAGCUGUCCUCUCCCACAGACAGCCUAUCUGCCUUCAGUCCUUAAGGAAUUUCUCAAAAUGUCUGGUCUUCUAAUAGUACUAACUGUUUUUCAGUGCACUUGUACAUUUUAAAAAAUAUGUAUAGUUGUUAUUUUUAGGAAUUUGGUGGCCCACUUGCGUAGUCUGUCAUCUUGACUUGAUCUAUCCAGGUCAUUUUGGGAAAACAAAGAUGUAGCUCCUCUCUGUCAAAUAAUUUGGACUCCUGAGGUAGAAGAAUAAAAAUUAAAAAAUAGAUAUUAUAGAAUUACCUAGUCUUUGACAGGCACUUUGUAUAUGUUAUUCAUUUUAUUUGCACAAGACUUUGAAAGGGAGGCACUAUCAUUCUCUCCGUACAGAAGAGUAAACUUCAGUCAGAAACAGCAGUGACUCGCGCGAGGUCCCCGCAGCAGCAGGGCGGGCCUGCAACUCUGACCGGUCGCUGACCUGCUUACUUGCAGACGAAGAAACCGAGGGCAAAGCAGACACCUGACUGGCCAGGGUGACUGUCAUCAGACGCCUCUCAGCUCCCUUGCACAUUUUCCUGUUACUGCUUCAAGUUGGAAGUUACAUAAUUUCCAGUGACAUUAAUAAGUAACAGCUUUUUGGUAACAAUACUGUGUGUGUGAGGCGAGGGUAGGCAGCAGCGAGAUGUGGAGAGAGUUCAAUAGCCCAAUCAGAGGCGCCCCAGGAAUGCAGAGUCCUCGACCUUGGCAGCACUGGCAUCUCUGCAGUCCCAAGAGCUCAAGCGGGGUCACUCCAGCUGGAACUGGAUGGUGAAAAAGCAAGCAUGAAGUUUACAGGUUUGUUUUUUCUUCUGAUUAUCAUUUUUCAAAUUGACUUUGGACAAAAUGAAGAAACUCCUAGGAAGCAAAGGAGGAAGAUGUACUACGGAAGAGUGAGGAAAGGUUCCUCGCCCACCCACAGAUCCAGCAGACAGCUUGGAAUUCAGCACACGAGGGUGGCCACACCAGCAGCAGCACUCCCCGUGGUUAACCUGGAUUACAGCACAGAGGAAAAGUCUGAAUCCUUUUCAAGUUUUCUUGGAGUAGAAUCAAGCUAUAACGUGUUACCAGGAAAGAAGGGACACUGUUUGGUAAACGGGAUGACCAUGUACAACCAAGCUGUGUGGUCUCCCGAGCCCUGCACCACCUGCCUCUGCGCGAAUGGGAGAGUGCUUUGUGAUGAAGCCAUGUGCCACCCGCAGACGUGCCCCCAAACAGUCACACCUGAAGGAGAAUGCUGCCCAGUCUGCUCUGAUACUGGAGCCUCCUAUUCACUGCCCAGUAUACCAUCCAGUACAGCACUAAAUGAUAGAACUGAAUUUUCUGGUGAUUCUUCAGAACAAAGACAACCUACCAAUUUACUUCAUAAGCAACUGCCAGCUCCUCAGGUGGAAACGGGCCAAGCACUGAGAAAAGAGGAAUUUCAAUUUGAGGAGGAUGAAGAAGAAACUAAACAAGAUGAAGAGAGGGAGCAAAAGAAAACGAGCCCUGGACCUGGAGAUCAGGGGAGGCUUCCCAACGAGGGGCACAGCAGAGUCGGGGGAGCACUGAGACCUAGACAGGAGGGGAGGUGGGCCAGUCCACAAGGAUACCCAGUGAGGGAGGAGGAGGACGACGAAGACCAGGAAGACGAGGACGAGGAGGAGGAGGAUGACGACACCAUCAGGGGAGAUGUGUUCAGGACGCCCUCUCGACACCCAGGCCCUGCUCCUCCCAGAGGCAUGCCAGCUCUGCCAAGCAGGUGCUCUCUGUCCUACAGGACCAUCAGCUGCAUCACUGCUGGCCUCACACAGAUACCGCCGCUGACAGCGCCAGGGAUAACAAGCCUGGAGCUCGUUGGCAAUUCCAUCACCUCCAUUCCAGAUGAAGCAUUCAAUGGGUUACCGAAUUUGGAAAGGCUUGAUCUGAGCAAAAAUAAUAUCACCUCUUCAGGCAUAGGUCCAAAAGCAUUCAAGCUUCUGAAGAAGUUAAUGCGCCUGAAUAUGGAUGGAAACAAGUUGGCAGAUAUUCCAUCAGAACUACCACCCACGUUAGAAGAGCUUAAAAUCAGUGAGAACAACCUUCAGGCCAUCGAGGAAGGAAGUCUGUCAGACUUAAAUCAAUUGGUCACCUUAGAACUGGAAGGAAACAAUCUCAGUGAAGCCAAUGUCAACCCUUUAGCUUUUAAACCUUUGAAGAGCCUAUCUUACCUGCGUCUGGGAAGAAAUAAAUUUAGAAUUAUACCACAGGGUCUUCCUGCUUCUAUUGAGGAAUUAUACCUAGAAAAUAACCAAAUUGAAGAAAUAACUGAAAUUUGUUUUAAUCAUACCAGAAAGAUCAAUGUCAUUGUACUACGUUAUAACAAAAUUGAAGAAAACAGGAUUGCUCCUUUAGCCUGGAUAAAUCAAGAAAAUCUAGAAUCAAUUGACCUCUCCUACAACAUGCUCUACCACGUGCCCUCCUAUCUCCCCAAGUCUCUGCUGCACCUCGUGCUCAUCGGGAACCAGAUCGAGCGCAUCCCUGGCUAUGUGUUUGGCCACAUGGCACCAGGCCUGGAAUACCUGUACCUGUCAUUCAACAAACUCACAGACGAUGGCGUGGACCGAGUCUCCUUCUAUGGAGCAUACCAUUCUCUGCGAGAACUGUUUCUGGAUCACAAUGACUUAAAAUCUAUACCACCUGGGGUACAAGAAAUGAAAGCACUACAUUUUCUGAGGCUGAACAACAACAAGAUACGGACUAUUCUUCCAGAACAAAUUUGCAAUGCUGAAGAAGAUGAUGAUUCAACCCUGGAACAUCUUCAUCUUGAAAACAAUUAUAUUAAAACAAGAGAAAUAUCACCCUAUGCAUUUUCAUGCAUAAGAUAUUAUUCAAGUAUUGUUCUUAAACCACAAAAUAUUAAGUAAUUCCAAGUUUUCCUUUGUCAUUUAUAAACUGUACUCAUAUAUUUGUUGCAGUAGCAAUUUUUCAUCAAUAAGAGAAACAUAAUGUCAUGUUACACUCGGUAUAAUUGUGCUAGUCAACCUGAUUCACCAGCCCACAGCUGAACAACAAAACCCACGUCUACCAGGUUCAGGCACCCAGCAGUUUAGGGUUUCAGUUGCACUCUGCAAAGCCAUCUCACUGCAGAGGUCUCCUCACGAGAAGAGGACAUUACGCACUGCUGAGCUGACCAGGAGAAUGGGGCAGAAAAUAAGCAUGUCCUUUACAAUAGAACUGAGUAUUGCUAUUAGCUGGGAACUCCCAAGGUCCCUUUAGAAAUUAUGUACGUUAUGGUUCAAGAUCAAGAAGUGUACGGCAGGAAGAAAAUAAAAGGUAGAAUUUAUGAAACAGUAUUUAGUUUAUCAUUCUACUGUUAAAACAACAAUUUACUAAUUUUCUGUAAGACCCUAAGCUACAAUUAUUGGUAUAAAUACACUUAAUAAUUGGCUUAACUUUAAUUGCUUCUAUUAAUUACAUGUGUGAAACUAAAACACUAUUGUAAUGUUAACUUCCCGGUUUUGAAAACUGUAUAGAGUUAAGUACAUGGUUAUUACCAUCAGGUGAAGCUGGGAGAAGGGUAUAUGUGAUUGAACGCUAUUUUGAAACUUUUCUGUAAGUCUAAAAUUUCUGUGUAAAUCUAGAAAGUUUAACAGUAUUUUAAGAUCGUCCUCAUUAUUCUUUACUCAAGAUCAAAAGAUUUUGGGGUUUUUUUCGUGAAGAAGAUGGUCUCUGAGCUAACAUCCGUGCCAACCUUCCUGUACUUUGUAUAUGGGAUGAUGCCACAGCAUGGCUUGACAAGCAGUGUGUAGCUCCACACCUGGGAUCUGAACCUGUGAACCCUGGGCCACCAAAGCGGAGCACGCGACCUUAACCACUACGCCACCAGACUGGCCCAAGAUCACAAGAUUUUAAUGACAGCAGUGGAGUUCGCUUAAAAGUAUGAGUUAAUUAUCCUUGACUAUAACCUUGUAAAUGUAAACCUAACACAUGAAUUUUUGAAAAUUUUUGCUCCACUGGUCAUUGUUAGCACCUAUCUUCUUCACCCUAAUUUGCUUUAAUGGAUCCUUUUACUCAGUUCAAUUUAACAUACAGCUAUUAGUAUUUACUAUGUACUAGAACUUACCAAAACCACAUAUUAAAAUUUAUUACAUAAUGAUCUUUUAUUUUUAUUUCUAAAAUAAUUUAUAAAAGACACAUAUAGAAACUAUGUUGA
This is a messenger RNA of Equus caballus (horse), 4833 nucleotides long. It is a transcript of the gene ECM2, whose product is annotated as extracellular matrix protein 2. Gene Ontology annotation, biological process: positive regulation of cell-substrate adhesion; extracellular matrix organization. Gene Ontology annotation, molecular function: collagen V binding; heparin binding; protein binding. Gene Ontology annotation, cellular component: extracellular matrix. The record is from RefSeq and is a predicted model, not a curated record. NCBI's taxonomy places the organism in Eukaryota, Metazoa, Chordata, Mammalia, Perissodactyla, Equidae.